CCCCCUCCUGGUCGCCUGUGGUCACUGCUGUCGGUUUCAGUGGGUAACGCACAGAACUGCGGGAUAACGUGGAGAAUUAUUGUUUACUUCUGAGCCGGGUUUGAGAAGCGGACGCCUCAUGGAGCUCAUCUCAUGACUGCUGACCCGAGGAAGAGCCUCUGUACAGCGCGAAGCUGUUGAUAAAGCUGUGAAACGCUACUAGCGCUGGGGUUUGUGUGAAGGGCCCAGGCAGCCGAUCACCGAAGAUCCUCCAGCCCUCGACACACAGGCUUGAGCUCUGGAGCAGCGCUCGUCUCGUAUAUCGACGGGAGCAUGUCUCAAACCGGAGCGCCUCUGCGAUGGAAGAACUGUCCCAGAAGAGGACAACCCGUGGCUGGUAAAUUUCUGCCCAUGAAAACCAUGCUUGGACCACGGUAUGAUGAUAAAGUCCCGGAGGAGAACAGGUUUCAUCCCAGCAUGCUGUCCAACUAUCUCAAAAGCUUAAAGGUGAAGAUGGGUUUGCUGGUGGACCUGACGAACACCAGCCGCUUCUAUGAUCGAGCAGAGAUAGAAAAAGAAGGAAUCAAAUAUGUGAAACUUUCCUGCAAAGGUCACGGUGAAUGCCCCACAGCAGAGGCGACAGAGAUGUUCAUCAGGCUGUGCGAGCACUUCAUAGAGAAGACGCCCACAGAGCUCAUCGGCGUUCACUGCACGCAUGGCUUCAACCGCACCGGCUUUUUAAUAUGUGCCUACCUGGUGGAGAAAAUGGACUGGAGUAUCGAGGCCUCUGUGGCAGCGUUCGCUCAGGCUCGGCCCCCGGGAAUCUAUAAAGCUGACUAUCUGAAGGAGCUCUUCCGCCGCUACGGGGAUGUGGAGGACGCGCCACCCGCCCCUGCUCUCCCCGAAUGGUGCUUCGAUGAUGAGGAGGACGAAGAUGUGGAUGAUGAUGAUGGGAAUGCCAUCGCUCAGGGCUCCGAGCCCAGCUCCUCUCACUCCAGUCAGGGCAAGAAGAAGAAAGAACGACUAAAACUGCACGCUAUGUUUCUGGAGGGAGUGUCUGUCAAAGGAGUCACUCAAGUCACGUCACAGCCCAAGCUCGGCAUGAUCCAGAGGAAAUGUCAGGAGUUCUCUGAGUGGGACAAAUCGGGGUUUCCUGGUGCUCAGCCCGUAUCGAUGGACCGCAGGAACAUCCGUCUGUUGGAGCAGAACGUUUAUAAAGUCAGCUGGAAAGCAGACGGCACGCGGUACAUGAUGUUGAUAGAUGCAAAAGACGAAGUCCAUAUGAUUGACAGAGACAAUUCGGUCUUUCACAUAGCCAACCUGGAGUUUCCUUUCCGGAAGGAUCUUCGCACCCAUCUUUCCAACACGCUUCUGGAUGGGGAGAUGAUUGUCGACAAAGUGAACGGCCAGCCCGUCCCGCGGUAUCUCAUCUACGACAUCAUUAAAUUUAACGGUCAGCCUGUGGGUCAGUGUGACUUCAACAGACGUCUGCUGUGUAUCGAGAAGGAGAUCAUCUUCCCACGAUUUGAGAAAAUUAAGCUGGGCCAAAUUGAUAAAUCCAAGGAGCCCUUCAGCGUCAGGAACAAGCCUUUCUUCGACAUCCACACUGCACGCAAGCUCCUGGAGGGCAGUUUCACCUCGCAGGUCAGCCAUGAAGUCGAUGGUCUUAUCUUCCAGCCUAUAGGGAAAUAUAAGCCGGGCAGAUGUGAUGACAUUCUGAAGUGGAAGCCGCCCAGCCACAACUCGGUCGAUUUCAGACUCAAGAUCACCAAAGUCGGCGGGGAGGGACUGAUCCCGCAGACGGUGGGUCUCCUGUACGUGGGGAGAUAUGACAUGCCCUUUGCACAAAUGAAGAUAACAAGAGACCUGAAGCAUUAUGAUAAUAAAAUAAUUGAGUGCACGUUCGUCAAUAACACCUGGGUGUUCAUGCGACAGAGGACGGACAAGAGCUUCCCCAACUCAUAUGACACAGCCAUGGCUGUGUGCAACAGUAUCCAGCAUCCUGUCACAAAGGAAAUUCUCUUUGAGUUUUUGGACCGGUGCGCCCAGGCGCAGUCCCGCAAAAACCCAGCCGACUCUGAGCUCAUGCCACCGCCUCCACCAAAGAGAGCGAACCUCACCAUCCCGCAGUAGCGCAGUGCCGCCGGAGCAGAAUGGACGCAGUUUGUCUUGUUUUUUUUUUAUUCCCAAAAUGUUCAGCAGCUCU
This is a messenger RNA of Sinocyclocheilus rhinocerous, 2185 nucleotides long. RefSeq names its product mRNA-capping enzyme. Bases 313 to 2112 code for a protein of 599 amino acids. Gene Ontology annotation, molecular function: mRNA 5'-triphosphate monophosphatase activity; ATP binding; mRNA guanylyltransferase activity. The transcript has 16 exons. Lineage: Eukaryota; Metazoa; Chordata; Actinopteri; Cypriniformes; Cyprinidae. The record is from RefSeq and is a predicted model, not a curated record. Gene Ontology annotation, biological process: protein dephosphorylation; 7-methylguanosine mRNA capping.